AUGGAGAAGGGCAGGGAUGGGCGACGAGGGCCAGGACGCUGGUUGACCGGGGGACGGAAGGAUGGAGAAGAAGAAGAGAAGAAGGACUCUGUAGAAGAAGAAGAGAGGUGGAAGAGAAGAGUCUUAGAUGGCGGUUAUCUGUCGGGUGAAGUCAAAGAGACACUGAUGGCUGGGGGUGGAGGAGGGAUGGACAGACCAGACAGAUCAGACAGCCAGACAGAACAGACAGAACAGACAUCUUCUUCUUCUUCUUCUUCUUCCUUUUCACUCUUCAAGGUCCCUCCCUCUUCUUGUAAUUGUACCCUUGUUUUUUUUCCCUUCUGGUUCUUCUCUUCAAUUUCUUCUCGUCAGGCUACAGGGACCAGCAGGGCUUCCUUCGUCUUCUCUCGCCUUUCUUCUCUCCCGCCGCCGCUGACAACAAAGCAUCGCCAACUAACUAACCACCAACCACCCCGUCACCCGCAGCCUCCAAGUCACUCUCGCCUCACCAGAAAAAAGACGAAGGGCCAGCAAGAGAAUUAG
Trichophyton verrucosum HKI 0517 is the source of this 522-nucleotide messenger RNA. RefSeq lists its product as uncharacterized. The transcript is spliced from 2 exons. The record is from RefSeq and is a predicted model, not a curated record. NCBI's taxonomy places the organism in Eukaryota, Fungi, Ascomycota, Eurotiomycetes, Onygenales, Arthrodermataceae. Bases 1 to 522 code for a protein of 173 amino acids.